AUGAGUUGGAUUGAAGAUAAGUUCGGAUAUAAGGUCAAGUACGGGAAGACAUGGAAGGCCAAGCAAGUCGCUCUCAGAAUGUUGUACGGUGGAUGGGAAGAGGCGUACAACAUGCUACCCAGGUUGCUGGGAGCAAUGUCGUAUAGAAACCCAGGAAUGUACCACUAUGUCCAAGAUAUUGAAGGAGUGUUCCAUCGUGCCUUUUGGAUGUUUGGCCCAUGCAUUGCUGCUUUUGAGCAUUGUCGAUCGGUUCUGUCUAUAGAUGGGACAUUCUUGACAGGAAAAUACAAGGGCACACUCAUGAUAGCAAUGACACAUGAUGCUAACGAUCAGGUGUUGCCUGUGGCAUUUGCUUUGGUCUCCGUGGAGAACCAAGACAACUGGGAAUGGUUCAUGAGACUUGUUAGGAGCACGGUCAUUCCUCCGAAUAGGGAGGUAUGCAUCAUAUCCGAUCGACACCAAAGCAUAUUGAAGGCCGUGGAUAUUCAUAUUCCAGGGCAUGCGAGGCUUCACCACCGAUGGUGUAUGAGGCACUUCGUUGCAAACUUUUACAGGGCUUGUAAGAAUAAGGAUCUUUGCAAGGAUCUUAACUCUGCAUGUGUAGCCUUCUCCGUUAAGUCAUUCACGACACGCUUGAACAAAAUCUAUGAGAAGGAAAACGAAGGUGGGAAAGAUUUCUUAGAAAGGAAUAUUGAUGAGAGACACAAGUGGUCACGGGCAUGUGACGAAGGAGGCAUGAGAUAUGGUGACAUGACAAGCAAUCUUGUUGAGUGCUUCAACUUUGUCUUGAAGGGCGCCCAUAGGGAUACGCUCCCACAUCCAAAUCUGUAG
Aegilops tauschii subsp. strangulata is the source of this 831-nucleotide messenger RNA. RefSeq lists its product as uncharacterized. The record is from RefSeq and is a predicted model, not a curated record. Lineage: Eukaryota; Viridiplantae; Streptophyta; Magnoliopsida; Poales; Poaceae.